Molecule: messenger RNA, 1918 nt
Organism: Tigriopus californicus
Lineage: Eukaryota; Metazoa; Arthropoda; Copepoda; Harpacticoida; Harpacticidae
Exons: 1
Coding region: 239-1153 (304 amino acids)
Source: RefSeq, a predicted model, not a curated record
ACGCGUCCAUUGAACAAAAAUGAAGUAGGGAGAUUUACUCUCUCAAGUUUCAAAGUUGUCUUGAGGGAUUACUACCCAAUUGUAAUCCUCGGAGUUGGAUUUCUUGCCCCUGCCCCCAACCUAUUCAUUCAUUGGGUUUCCCGAGUUUUAAGUUUCCCGCCUUUUUGAUCCCAAAUAUUGACAUCAUAUUCGUUCGAUUUGGUAACCUCUAGCUCUGUGUUGUAACUUCUUGAGAAAAAUGCUAAUCAAAUCGUUGACCCAAUCCAAAUGUCGUGGGUUCACCUCAUCCCAAUUUAUACCACAGUUCUGCAGAUUGAGUAGUGAGGCUGGUGAGCAGGCUGCAAAUCCUUUAGAGUUCAAGCAUUGGAUACACAUGAAAGAUUCCUUAUUCUUCUUGGGACAACGACGAACCCCUUGGAAUCGACAAGAGUUGAAUCCAUACAAGGUUCUCCAGCCUCUUCAGGCCAAGGAUCUGGAAACAGAUCCAAAUAAUUUCAGAGAAAAUCUCAUUCAGGACUUUAAUGAGAUAUAUCAUACAGUCAAGGAUGUGGGGUAUCCCGAAAUGGCCGACCAAAUCUCCGGAGUUGUUUUCAUGCAUGCCACUUUGGAGGAGGACAAGUGUUCCAAAUGUAUGAGAGUCAUAGACUAUCUAGGAAUGAUGAGUGAUACUGAGCUUAUUCAAGCUAUGCAAUGUACCACCCAAUGGCCGGACACUAUCAAACAUUCGGAUGUGAUUAGGGACUUGAUGAAAAAGAUGGACUCUGAAUUUCUUCGGAGGGCAGCUGAUUUUGAACCUAAAACACAAUGGGAAGUGGCGAUUGGAUUAUCUUGCUUACAUUUUCUGAGUUAUCUCAAGUUUCCAUUCUCAGUGCUCAAGUCUGCCAUGGAGCAGACAACAUUGGGGCAUGAAACCAAGGAAGAAGUGACCAUCUUAAGCCUCUUAUCCUGUGCCUGUGCUCAUCAAGUCGAUUCGGCUUUUAUCGGCCAAUGGAAGGAAAUCGGUGACCACUUCCAAGACCACGUGGUGGAUCAUUUUGAUGACUACGAUCCAGUCGAGGUUGGGGUGUGUUUGGCUGGUCUCAAGGUUAUAUCAGGUCACCGAAGUCAAGCUCUCAAGUUGAAGGCCGAGAAUCGCUACGGUUUCAGAUUUUGAUACGGUCGAGGUUGCGAACUUGUUAUUUUGUUUGUUACGUUGCAAUUUUGCCAUGAACUUGUUUUUUGAGAUAAAUGUUGAUAAUGUAGACCCUUGUUCAAUUUUUUGAAAGAUAAAGUUCACUCGAAAUGACGUCGUUUGAAAACGGUCGUUGUUUUAACGACCUGUAUCCUUGGCAAGACUGCUUAGGAAGCUAUCAGAAUUGUGUUCGAGGUCAUUGUGUCUACGAUCAGUGGCUGGUCAUGCUUUUAGUCACAGGUGUGGUGGCCUUUGCCAUUGGCAUCGUAGGAGUGUCGCUGCAAGAGAACCUAGACAAAUUUCUGACAAACAUCUUCUCAGUGUGGAUGGCUUGCGUUUUGGGGAUCAUGCUGAGUGGAUCGAUUUUCGUCUACCUCUAGCUCUUAUUCCGUCUGGUUCAACUUUGGAUAAUCCAUUUAUAGGUCUGAAAACAGGAAAAUCUGGGGAAUUAGUGUGACCAUUAGCAAUUAUCAGAAUGGGCCACGUCCAGAGUAUGAUGAGGAUGCUGGUCAAAGAAUCGUCCUAUGUGGUGGCGUUGGGAUGAGAUGGAAAUUCCAAGUUUCAAGUUUACUUGACCCCGUGUCAAGGCAAAGUCAAAUAGCUCUAUUAACCACGGAAUCGUGUGGACCGACGAGCAAGAGAGAGGAGAGGGCAUUCAUAAAUUUUGCAAACUAUGAAUAACGCUCAUUUAAUCUGAUUUCGCAUGCACAUGAUAGCCCCCACAAUCAAAAUAUCUUUUCACUUUUA